Drosophila albomicans is the source of this 6677-nucleotide messenger RNA. RefSeq lists its product as uncharacterized. Lineage: Eukaryota; Metazoa; Arthropoda; Insecta; Diptera; Drosophilidae. Gene Ontology annotation, cellular component: signaling receptor complex; external side of plasma membrane. Gene Ontology annotation, molecular function: signaling receptor activity. Gene Ontology annotation, biological process: nervous system development. Bases 629 to 4717 code for a protein of 1362 amino acids. The transcript has 20 exons. The record is from RefSeq and is a predicted model, not a curated record.
UGAGGAACGGACACGCGGCCAAUAGCAAACGGGCAUUUGUGUAGCGUGCCACCGUGCGAAUCGAAUUACGAAUUGCGAAUCGGACUCGUUCACCAUGUGUGUGAGAGAGUGUCCUUAGAGCAGAAAAUGUUUGAAUGCAAAUGAAUUAUGUACAACCGGCUUGGACAAUACCACUGAUUAGUGACAGUGUGUGUAGUUGUUGUGUGUGAGUGCGCGCUUCAAUCGUGCGUGACCAACGACGACGUCAUUCAAGAGCUGAAAACGUGUGCGUGAGCUCUCGCCCCCCCUCUCCAGAAGGAACAUCAACGUCAACGCGAUCGUGGUACAGUGUUAAAAAAAAAUAAAGAAACAACAGCUAAAACAGCAACAAUGGCGACGCUGAUAGCAGAAACAGAGCAUUAAAUGCACUCAACUAUAAAGUGUGAAAGGGUUGUUGUUUCACAAGGCAACAAAAUUAAAAGUAUACAAAGCAAAAGCAAAGCGAAAGCGUGUUGACAGCAGUUUGUAGAAUUAUUAAAAUCAUCAACCUGACGACGACGAGGAGCACAACACCAUCGCUCACCAUCGCUCCACCACCAGCAGCACCACCGUCCAGGCGAAGAACAAAGCGCAUCCCAACACAGCGAACAUGACCCGAUUUCGUAUCAAAAAUUUAAAAAUCCUCUCCUGUUGCCUCAGCGUUUGGGUCACGCUCUUUGGCUCUGCCCUCCAUUUGGCCCGCUGCAGUGAAUUUCCCGAGCGCGAAUGUUGCGACUUGACCACCACCUCAACGGUGGGUCCAUUACCUCUGCCGCCUCCGGCUCUGCCCACCGAUAAAUCAUUAUCGUCAGCGACAACGGCCUUGGAGACAGAUCUAAAUUUAACCAUUGGACGAUCGGGUUCAACCAUUAAAGGCGUGGUUGCAAUUCUCAAUUGCAUUUUGGCCCGUCAAUUAUGCUUUGAGGAUCCCUCCUGCUCAGCCAUACUGGAGAUAAUACCACGCGUCUGCGGUCCCAUUCCAGUGUCCUGUAGCACAGUGACUGUGACAAAAUGCCAGGCAGCAUUGCGCACGCUGCAAGCAUUUCAAUUCUUUCGGCCCACCUGCCUGUGCAAGGAGCCCGGCAUGGAUCCCGAUUGCAAUCAUUUUCGGGAUUUCCUCUUCGAUCAUCCGUGCGGAUUUGUGCUCAAGAAAGCUGAAAAGGAUCCAUAUCCGAUUGAUGCUUUGCCCACGUGCAAUCAUGCGCUGUCCGUUUGCCAGCAGGAACGCAAAUGCCUGAAGCUCUUCGAGGAUUUCAAAACGCACUGCAAAGUGCGCGACAAUAAAUGCAAAAUGGAGAACAGGGACGCCUGUCAUGAUUCGUGGACUAAUCUGCGUUUGUCGCCCAUGUUCGGAUGCAUCUGUCCAAAUAAUCAUAUGAAAAAGCGCUGUGAUCGUAUAUUUAAUAUUGUUAAUCACAAUCCGUGUGUGGAUAGACUAAUAUUUUUCCCCAACGGUUUGCCCAAACUGAAGCCAAAACCGAAAACGAAGCCAAAGUCAACGUCAACGCAUCGCAGCAAACCGAAACAGAAGCACAUCGGCCAACGCAUUAGCCACGUCCACAAUGGCACCGAACUGUUGUCCAACAACAUCGAAUACCAGUAUCACGAUGAGCCCAACAAUGAGCCAACCAACCGACACAACAACAACAACAACAACAACAACGCUGAUGAUGUCGAUGAGGAUGAAGCGGAUGGCGAGGACGACGAUGAGGAUUCGGAUGAUGAUGACUAUGAUGAUCGCAUAAGGGCUGAAAUUUAUUCCAACUAUCCGCAUUAUCUGCAUCCACCGUCGUGGGGCAUCAACAACCCGCUGGUUCUCGCCUCCCACAGUCCGCACACCUCGGAGGACGAUGAUGUGGUCGUCGAGGUGCCCACGACAACAACGCGGCAUGGCCACAAGAAGCAGCAGCAACAGCUGCAGACGCACAUGGAUGAGCUGGAGCGCAGUGUUGUCGACGAUGUUGUCGUGGUUGUGGAUGCUGGGUCGCCGCACAACACACACACGCACAGUCGCACACACAACUACUACGCACACGGCACGGAAGCGACAAGCACGCUGGGAUCACCGACAAUGGCCACCAACAGCAACAACUUCAGUCUAAAUAACACUGGCACCAGCACGCACAAAACAAACGCACUUCCUGUCGAUUUAGUUGCCGGCAGCGAUAUUACCCACCGCAAUUACUCUGCUACCACCAUGGAGGAGAGAGUAAGAAUAUUGGGCAUGGACGAGAAAUUGCAUCAGAGAAUCUUCGAUGAUAAUUUGGCGCUUAUUGAUACGCCAUUGAUAGCGACGGGCGGCGGGGCGAACAGCUAUAAUUAUCCGGGCUCGGUGUCCAACUCGCUGCACGGUGUGCUCAGCUACCCGUUCAAUAUAAGCGGCUUCCAUCAGCGCCACAUGGCGGCAGCGGCGGCGGCAGCCGGGGGCGCCGGAAAUGAGUCGCCAUUCGAUAUCGUUGAUACGGGCUACGGCUACGCCAAUGGCAAUGGCAAUGGCAAUGGCAAUGGAAACGUCAAUGGCAAUGGCAAUGGCAAUGGCAACGGAAACGGAAAUGCCGGUGUUUACUACCAAAGUGGUCAGGAUGUGGAAGUUGACCUCUCAACGGAAAUAAUCAAGCAACACUUUCAGAGUACCUGCCAUACAGCGUUGGAUACCUGCCGAGAGGAUCCAGCCUGCUCAUCGUCGCUGCAGCCAAUGCUGAUGCAUUGCGAGCUGCAUCGUUGCAAUCGCAAUGCGUGCAUGACAUCAUUGCAGUCCUUCUACAAAGGACCGCACGAGGACUUGAGCCUGGACAUUGCCUUUUGUCUAUGCAAAAAAACCACAAACAGCAAUGGCAAUAACAACAGCUACAACAACUACAACAACAGUCCGAGCCAACAGCAACAGAACGGCAAUCGGCACGACAUGUGCAUGAUUGCACAGGAAAAACUGCAUCCCGUGUGCGCACAGCGACCGCCCGAUAACAAUAAUCCAGCCAGCUCGAAUGGCAUUUACUACCAUCCGCCACCGGCGUGCCAUGUGGUUGCCGACAACUGCAAAGAGGAUCGCGAGUGCAGACUGAAGCUGGAGUACUACGAGCAAGCCUGUGCCGUGGACAGUGUGACGAAGAAGUGUGCCGGCCGUCCCAGCGGUUGUCGCACCGCAAUGAUUGGCAUACUGGGGACCAUGCUGCGCACCACCUGCGCCUGCCAGGGCACAGAUCCCCAGCACGCCUAUCAAUGUGUUGGCUGGCGUCGCCUGCUCUGGAUGAAUCCCUGCGUUGUUGAAGCGCAAAAGGACUUUCAUAUGAAGCGUUUGGCCGAGUUGGGUUUCCUCACAACAACAACAACGACAACUACGACGACGACCACAACUACGACAACAACAACUACGACUCGGGCACCGCCACCACCACCGCCACCGCCGCCAACAACAACAACGACCACAACCAGUUUGCAGCCAAAGCAAACGCCAAGGAAACCAGCAACGCAUAUCUUCAAGGCAAAGGAGAAAUCAGAGCCAGCAUCGGUGGAACACAAUUAUCUCGAUCCGCCCGAUUCGGUGCCGUUACACAGCGGAAACGAUGCAAGCGGAAACGGCGGAAAUGACGAUUAUCGUGGCGGCGGCAAUGAACACGACAAUAUACAUGGCACAAGUGGCAAGGGGGGGAAUGGGAAUGGGAUUGGCAAUGGAAGUGGAAAUGGAAAUGGCAAUGGCAAAGGUGACCAUCGGCAGCGGCAGGGUAAGAAAAAUGGCAAUGGAAAUGGAAAUGGACAAAAUGCUGGCCUUGGACGGCAGGGCGUCGAUUUCGAUGAUCCCGUAAUUUUUGUUGACCAAAUGGAAACAACAGAAUUUGUGCACCGCAUCAGCAUCACAGAGCCGACAACCACAACAACCACAACAAUGGCAACCACAACAACAACGCAGCCGCCAAGAAAUUGCGUCGUUCAGCGUCCCCAUCAAAGCGAUCAACUAAUACGCGAGGGCAGCAGCAAGAGGAUCUACUCCUUGGACGAUGCCGAGUGCAGCGAACUGUGCAGCUGCGGCGACUCGCUAACACUCACCUGUCACGCCCUCUGCGUCCCCUUUGCGCCGUGUCGCACCGCCCUCGCCUUCUACAGUCACGCCUCGCCAGCUUAUCAAGCGUUCCGCGGCCGCUGCCUCUGCUAUUCGGGACGUUUCAUCUGCAUGAAGCCACCGCCCGGGGAAUACAUUCUGCCAGGUGGCGUGUUCCUGCUGCUCGGUUACAGUGCUGCCGAUGAGGCCCUGCUGCGUCCACACACCAACCUUGGGGUACAGGAUGCCGUUCGCGCCUUGCAACAAUACGUGACAACCUACAUCAAUAAUCAGACACAAUGCACAUUGACGCUAUUCAACAUGACGGAGGAGAAUAUCAUCAUUGCCGCCCGUCUGCCACACGAUGGCAAGCUAAAGGACAUUGAGCUGCUGCGUCGCGAAAAGGACGAAUGCACCGCGAUACUGAGGACCAUCAGUCAGCAGAUCAACCACGAGCACAAUGAGCUGCAAUCCCACCGACUGCUGAGCAUUUUCAAAAUGUCUGAAGUCGAUGUCGUGUGGCCGGAAAGCACGAGCGCAGCUCGCAGUGGUCAUGGCCAUGGCCAACUGACGGCAGCCAGUCGGUUGCUCUCCCUCCUGCUGCUCUCGCUGGCAGUCACCGUCCGGGGCACGCUGCGUAUGAGCAAUGUGCUCGCAACAUGACACAGCAGCAGCAGCCGAAGCUAAGGCAACUCAAUCCAAUUUACUAACUGAAAGUAUGAGUAUGUAUGUAGUAUGUAAUUUGUAAGCAAGCAGCAAAGGGCGGGGAACGGGGCAAACAUCCUUAGGGGAGGGUCAACUGGGUGGGAAUUUUCAUUUCGGCGGUGCUCUCACUCAAUACGAUAACGAUACACUUACUUAAUUAUACGUAUACUUAAGAGGCGAAUGAUGUGUGUGUAUGUGCGAUAUCUAGAUGUGUAUGUAGCUACAAAACAAAAAAGAGAAAAACGAAAACGAAAAUGAAAACUAAAACCUAUUCAGCAGCAUUAAAUGUGAGUUUCUAGUGUUAGGAAUCUACAUGCAUAAUUAGCAAAAUAUGUUGUAUACUUUUAGGGGCUAGCUUCGUGUUAGCAAAAAACGAAAAGAAAACAUUCGGGCGCUUUGUUGUUAACUUGAAAAAUGUGCUCUUAUGUUUUUGGAUAGACACAUCGUGUAAUUGAUGUACACCACAAUUACGAAUAAAACUUUACAUAGUCAAACCGAAACCGAAAACGAAAUCCAAACCAAAACUUAAAAAACUGCUGUCUAAAUAAUAAUUAUCUUAAUAAUAAUUGAAUGAAAAUAUCUACAUAUAAUAUAUAAUGUUAAACGGAAACUUAACGAUAGAGAACUAGCGAUAAAAGUAACUAUAUUUAUAUUGAUAAUAAUUGAAAGAGAUGUGUGUACAUAGAGCGAGACUUGGUAUCAAUUUAAGGUUUACAUCUACAUACAUAUAUUCUGACAUAUGUAUAUGGAGAAGAAACAUACACGUAGCUAGUGUUUUGUACGAUAAAAGUAUACAAAAGAAAAAUACUAGAACAUAUUUACUAACUUCUCUUUUUAUUUAUUGCUAUCAAAUUAUUUAUUUAUUCUCUUUUUAAUUGAAUUGUAAAUCCAUCACACGCUUUUUAUUGUUUUAUGAGGCGCCAAGAGAAUUAAGGUUUCAUUAACAGUUCUACAUUGAAUUUUAUUUUCCUAAGUUCAAUUUGUGUUUCUUUGAGAAGGUUUCACAAAUCACGCAAAUUGAGUUGCAAUUACGUUUUCAAGCUGUAAAUAAAUUGAGUAAAUGGUUGAUUUAAUAAGAUACUAACAGUACAUAUCAAAAUGAACACCUAAAUAUACACAGAGAAUCGUAUAAACUGACCCUUUGUACAUACCUCUAUAUACAUAUGUACAUGCAAUUUAAAUAUAUAUACACAACAACGAUAUACACACACAAGAAAUCUACGAUGAUGAUGAUGAACUAUGAAUACAAAUAUUAAAUUACCCAAACAGCAACAACAACAAAACAAACAAAUAGUUAUUGUACAUUGAACCCAACUUGAGUUGCGCCUUAAAGUAAAGUAAAGCAAAAGUAUGUAAAAAACCAGAAAAGAAAAACAAUUAGAUUAUGUACAUAAUUCUAGGUCAAAUGCAAAAAUCAAUGAAUAUAAAUUGAGUGUUUUAGACACAGUCACUCCCAAAAACACAUACACACACACACUAACACACACUAAGCCUAAGCUUGACCAUUUGACAAAAGGCAACACGAACUCGUGCAUUCCAAAAUUGAAAAAUCGAGAGAACAUGAAAGAGAAAGAGAGAGAGAGAAAUGUGUAAAAUGCGCUGAAUAAAACAAAAUGGUCACAAUCAUGAAAAAAUGUCUUCCUUAAUGCAUAUACAUUGACGAUAUGUGUUAUAUAUUCAUAUUUAUACAUGCUAACUUGAUAUACCUAAACAACAUAUAUAUAUAUACUCGCAUACCUAUAUACCUAUAUAUAUAUAUAUAUACAUAUGUUACAUAAUGCUAUUGGUGCACCCUAGCCUAUGCUUCAGUUAGAGAAUACAACUUAGUCGAAAAUUAAUAUGCAAAGAAAUUGGAUUCGAUUCUCUUGCAAACAUUAUACCACUGUUGACACUAUUUGUAGCGAAUACAAAAAACAAA